UGAGACGCACUCACCGUUUCAGGCUUUCAGUCGAUGUCGAGUCGUGUCGCAGGCAAGGUCUCGUCGACGCUCGCGGUGGCGCGGUCCUGAAAUUUUCGCGUAUCUACCGACGGUCGUGGCAGCAGCACUGCGGGUAAUUUCCUGCAACGUCCGAUCCCCUAAUUGCCAUUUCGAAGCUUUUUGGAUAGUUCGCCCCUUUUUGUGUGCCGAGCCUAGUGAAUGCAUAUACUGUUUGGUGUUCUGUGACUAUCUGGGCUAAAUUAUUAUUUAGGCCUGAAAACCUGUGAUAUUGUUGUUUUGAAUAUUGGUGGUGUGUUUUAGGAUAUCGUGAAAUUUUAGACGUGGUCUAACAGUUUGCGUGUUGAAUAUAUAGAGGAUGUACAGUGUUGACUUGUUGAAGUGCUAUUGAUUUCGCAGGAUUAUUUUAGUUUAAUACAUCAGAUAAAAAAAUAUCCCUUAAGCAAGGACUGUAAUGUUGAUUUCCAACAUCAAAAUAUAUUCAGCUACAUGAAAGUGAAACAGCAGAAUAUCUAAUAUCACAGUAUCCAUUAACACUAGCAUCGAAGUGGACUGUUCACUGAAAGAUCUUUGUUACCAAGUCUCAAUGGCCUACCAAACCCAUUUAACUGGUUAGCGCACUCCCAUUUAAUUCAGCUGUAGCCCUGAAGCUCUAAACUAACCUAACCAGCAAAAGUCAAAUCAAAGUGGACGCUGGCAAACAUGUUCUUCUAGUUUGUUUGCUUUGACAAGUAAACACCAAAAAAAUAAAACUGAUUAGUACAUCCUUCCAACACAAGAUGGCAUCUUCCUACAAAUUGUUUAUACUGCUGCUUCGGAUAGCAUUCGUCUUAACGCUAACCCAGUUCGUUUUAAGCGAGCAGAAAUUUGCAAUGGAGCCUCAAGAUCAAACGGCAGUUGUCGGGUCCAGGGUAACGCUGCCUUGCAGGGUUACAGGAAAAGUCGGUACUCUCCAAUGGACGAAGGACGAUUUUGGACUGGGUACGCACAGAAACCUGAGUGGAUUCGAUCGGUAUAGCAUGAUAGGAAGCGACGAAGAAGGUGACUUCUCGUUGGACAUUUAUCCGGUUAUGUUGGACGACGACGCCAGGUAUCAGUGUCAAGUAUCACCGGGCCCACAAGGUGAUCCAGGUAUUAGGAGUGACUUUGCCACUUUGACAGUCUUGGUUCCGCCCGAUCCACCCAAAAUAGUACAGGGUGAUUAUAUGGUGACGACUGAAGAUAGAGAAAUAGAGCUUGAAUGUAUCAGUUAUGGAGGGAAACCAGCAGCUGAGAUUACAUGGAUUGAUGGACAUGGAAACGUUCUAACGGAUGCGAGCGACUAUAUCGUUGAAGAAUUGCCCGAUCACAGGAGAUACACCGCGAAAUCAAUCCUGAAGUUGACGCCUAGGAAACUCCACCACAACACCACCUUCACCUGUCAAGCGCAAAAUACCGCCGAACGAACACACAGGAGCGCCAAAUUGAAACUCGAAGUGAAAUAUGCACCAAAAGUCAGCGUUUCAGUUCUCUCUGGAAUGAGUUCUAACGGCCGCAUUCCAGAAGGUAGCGAAGUGCGUCUCAGGUGUAAAGCGGACGCAAAUCCGUCCGACGUCACGUAUAAAUGGUUUCUCAACGAUGACCCCAUCGUAGGUGACUUCAACACCGAAUUGGUCCUGCACAACGUUUCGAGAAAAAAUCAUGACGCCAUCGUCAAAUGCGAAGUGCACAACGCGGUUGGAAAGAGCGAAGAGAGUCAGACGCUGGACAUUAGCUAUGGACCACAAUUUCGAACUAAACCACGAUCUAUGCAAGCGGACUUAGAUUCCACUGUCACACUUACGUGCGACGUCGAUGGCAACCCUUUUCCAGAUAUCACGUGGUAUCACGAAGACAAAAAGAAGGUGGUCAGCACCAGUCCGAAUUUAACUUUAAAGGUGGAACAUAGUACUGCUGGCCGGUACUACUGUAAAGCACACGUUUCCGGUUUUCAAGAUAUCGGUGCCGAGGCAGCCAUUUAUUUAAAAGGUCCACCAUCAAUAGUAUCCCACCGAACACAGUUUGGCAUCGAAGGUGACAACGUUCGCGUGGAAUGCACAGCUUUUUCCAUACCAGCUCCUGAGCGCGUAGUAUGGACAUUUAACGGGAGAGAAGUGGACCUACACGAUCAGGAUUACUCCAUAUUGGAAGAUCCGCUUCCUGAGGGAAUUAAAUCUACGUUGAUCAUCAGAGAGUCGCAAGAACGACACUUCGGAAUGUAUAACUGUAGCGUCACAAACCCUUAUGGAAGUGACGUGGUAGAGAUAAGCCUUAUGCCCCAAAAGAGCUUUCCGAUGUUGAUAAUCGUCGUGGGUGUCAUAGGCGCCAUUAUUCUGUUAAUCAUCGUCAUAAUGAUCAUUUUUCUCUGUCAGCGGCAGAACAACAAAAAACCACCCUCUGAGAACGCAAAUACGAUCGAAAAACAAUGUAAAGAAUCCGACAGAAGCUCGAACAUAUCCGAUUUAAAACUCGAUCUGCGAACGGGCUCGUCCAACUCCAACGUGCACUGUGAUAUGGAUUACAUUCCUGGAGCCGAAUCGGAAACUGGAAGCGAAUCCGUUAUAACGAGGAUAGGAGUGCCAUUGGCAGGACCUGUGAGCGUAGCCGGCCAAGAAAUCUAUAGAUAUUCCGCGGACUACACUGAACCCAGCUUUCCUCCUAAGGACGGUCAAAACAACAACGGCUACGUUCCGUACGUAGACUACUCGAGAGACUACAAUCCGCCGGUCAUGCAGCCACCCAUAUCCACGUCGUUGGGCAGCGAAAGUCUCCAAUCCACCCGUCUCCAACUCAACUCCCUCCAAAACCACCAAAUCGGCGGCAACGGCGCCAACACGUUGCCCCUCAACGAUCUAUCGGACCUACACAUGGCGCAGUCCAACGGAUCCAUCCCCGGGAUCGAUCCUAGGUUCAGCGCUACGUACGGCAAUCCCUACCUGCGUAAUCCCAGCGUGGGGCUUCCUACGCCCAACACGGCGAACCCGGUGGCCACGCCAGCGCCGCCGCCUUAUAGUCGCGAGAAUUCGCGUUUGGCGAUAUCCAGUAGUGGCAUGAUAACGGCCAGCGCGAACCCCGUAAACACUGUGGUGGCGAACGGUGCCAACGGUGGCGUGCCUCAAGUAACGAGACUGCCCAGUUCGCCCACCAGUCAAUACAUAGUACCUAGUUCGACGAUAAAACGCGGAACUUUGGCCACGCACGUGUAAUAUUUAGUGUAAAAAGACCUAAGGAUGAACAAUAGAGACGUAGUUACUACCAAUAACACAGCCGAAAGGUUUCGGUGCUUGGAAUUUUUAAUGUUUGUAAAUGUUCUUAGAUAAUGUUAGACCGCUGAAUUCAAAUAAUCUAUCAAAUAUACUUUCACAGCUGCACCAUGUUUUCUGUAUUAUUUCUUGAACUAAAUGUUUUUAGAUGACUACUCUGAUCUUAUUCAGAAUAAAUAAUAUCUAAGACAUUAAAAUAAGUCAUUUUUCGGCCAUAUUUUAUUAUGCGAAAGAAUCAACUUAUAAGCCAAACAAAAAAUCGCCAUUACACAAAAACUAUAAAAAAAUAACAUAUUAUAUAUUUAAAGUAAAGUUCUCUGUAUUUAAGAUCCUUGAGCAUCAAUUUUACAUAAAAGUAAUA
Molecule: messenger RNA, 3660 nt
Organism: Sitophilus oryzae (rice weevil)
Lineage: Eukaryota; Metazoa; Arthropoda; Insecta; Coleoptera; Curculionidae
Product: irregular chiasm C-roughest protein-like
Exons: 18
Coding region: 798-3242 (814 amino acids)
Biological process (GO): cell-cell adhesion
Cellular component (GO): cell-cell junction
Molecular function (GO): cell adhesion molecule binding
Source: RefSeq, a predicted model, not a curated record